AUGAAUUCAUACGUUGUAGAGGCAAAUUGGAUUAGAAGGCUUAGGCAAGUGUUAAAGUAGGAGAUACCUGAAGAAACAGAAGAAGAUAAAACUUUUAAGAGAAUAGAAAAGGCAAAAGCAGGUAAGGAGAAAAAGAGUUAAAUAGAUAACUUUAAUAAUAAAAAUUAAGAUAUAAGUGAUGAUUCUUCUAACUCCUCUUCUUCUUUUGAUUUAAAUAACUUAGUAGAAGAAAAUGAGAAUUAGCGAAAUGCAUAUAUGAAGGUAGCUAAUGCUUUUUUGGAGCAAGAUUCAGAUAAAAGUGAUAAUGAAAUUUAAAAAUUAAAUAAAGAAAAUGAAUAGAGGCUUCAAAAAAAGAUAGAAAAUCAUUAUGAGUAAGAGUUCGAAACGGAAUUUUAAAUAAAUAAGCUCAGUAUAGACAAUAAUCCUGUUUUAGAUGUAGUAGAAAUGAACGUCUUUGACAGGAUAGCUCUCUUUCAAGCAGUUACAAUAUUUGAAAAAAUUUAUAAGCAAGUCUGGUACAUCAAAGAAAAGAUUAGCUAUAUUUGCUUUUGCAUAAUCAACCAUAACAUAUUUACUGUGAUUUCCUUGAGUGUAAUUAUAUUUAAUUCAGUUAUGUUGGCAAGAGAUGAUCCUACAACUAACAGCGAUAACAACCCAGCAAUAGAUCUCUCGCUACUAGUCAUUUACACAGUAGAGAUGGGCCUAAAAAUUUUAGCUAUGGGUUUCAUAUUCUCUAAAAAUUCAUAUUUGAGUGAAGGAUGGAAUGUUUUGGAUUUUGUUAUCAUAGUUACUGGAUGGCUCCCUUAUGUAAUUAAUUCUAGUUCUUUUAAUUUGACAGCCUUGAGGUCUCUGAGAGUGCUUCGUCCUCUAAGAUCAAUAAGCAAAGUGAAAAUUCUGAAUUAACUUGUGACAGCCCUAUUUACUGCUAUACCUCUUUUGAAGGAUGCUUUUAUUAUUUUAUGCUUCUUCUUUGGUGUUUUUGGUAUAGCUGGUCUGCAGCUCUUUUCUGGCUAAUUAAAAACUCGUUGCAUUGAUAUUUACACUGGAAUUAAAUUAGGUGAUGAGAACAAUAAUUUAUUUGUUUGUGCUUAAGAUGGAGAUUGUCCUAUUUAAUAAGGUAUAAGCUACAUUUGUGCUAAAGGAAUGGUAAGUCCUAAUAGUGACCUAUAUAACUUUGAUACUUUUGGGUGGUCUUUACUAAAUGUGUACGUAGUAGUUAGUAAUGAAGGUUGGUCUACGAUCAUGCAAUUUGUGAUGGUUGGUUUUAACUUUUUUGCCUUUAUUUAUUUCUUCCUAAUUGUAUAUCUUGGUACUUGGUUGCUUGUUAAUUUAUGUAUGGGUAUUAUAGCUGUUAAAUAUAGUGAAUCGAUAGCUAAUUAGAGUAUCUAGUCAUCUAUUAAGGGUAAUCAAGAAGGAUACAAUAUGCAAAAUCUUAUUAGAUGGGGAAUUUACAAAUCAAAUAAAAUUCUUUAUAAAGAGCUAGAUGAGCAGAAGAAGAAGAAAAAAAACUGGUUUGAUUUAAGUUUUUCAAUGAGUUCAUUACUAGCAUCUUACAAAAGAAAAAGUUAAAAGUUUGAAACUCCUCAAUUAUAAGGCAUAGGAAGUUAGGAAUAACAUCAUUUGAAGCACAGUAAAAUUCUUCCGUUAGAUUUAAAUACCUAGACUGAAUCAAAGAUAUAUCCUAAAACUGAAAACGAUUAGAAAAUAAACCAAAAUGAAUAAACGCCUAAAAUUAAUUUGAUAGAGAAAACUCCAAUAAAUGAAAAUUAGCAAGAAGAGCAAAACAAAAAUAGCGAUGAAAAAAACAGUGUUAAUAAAAAGUAAGCUGUAUUGAAUGGAAACGAUAACCGUUCAAAUGGAAAUUCUACCCCUUUAUCUGCUAAAGUUCAGUUAUCCUUAGGGAUUAUUCGAUAAAAUUCUAACUUAAACUAAUUAAACGAAGAUGCUAAAAAUUCUAAUAAAAAAUAAUAUGAGCACAGUAAAUAUAAAAGUGAUAAGUAAAAAACGAAAUUAAUUGUUUAAACCACAGAAAAAAAAACCUUAAAUGGGAUUGUUGACCCUUCUAUUUUAGCCAACAAACUUGAAUUCAUAAAGACAGAAUAAAUCUAAUAAAAAAAAACUUCAAAAAAAUUGAUCUCAGCUUCAAAGGAUAUGCAUCCUAAAGUAGAAAGUAGCUUCUAAAGGUACUACGAAUUAUAGAACCAAAAGAUGGAUCAGAAAAAGCUAAAUUUUGCUCCUAUUCAGAAGCAAAAACCCCAACAGUAGGAAUAAAAACCAUCUCUUAACAAAAUUUAAGCUGCUCAUAAAGAAACUAACGAGGGAUAACAAAUAUCUAGGAAAAAAUCAAAAAAUGGCCAUGAAAUUAGAAGAGCCUCUAAGAAACUAAAUAAUAUGUUUCAGUUUUAAGAAAAUUUUAAAGAGGAGGAAGAAGAAAGUGAUGAAGAUUUUUUGAUGUAAAUAGAAAAUUGUAAAGAAUUUAACAAUUAAAAUGGUAUAAAUUAAAAUGAUGAUUAGUAAAUAGAAGAAAAUUAUUUAAAUUAAAUUCACAACACUUUAGCUUUUUAAUCUUUAAAGUAAAAAAAAUUGGAAAAAAAGAAAUAACAUGAUCCUAAUUUAGAGAAUAAAAAACGAGAGAAUAAUGAGAUAGCUAUGUACUCUCAUUCUUAAGAUUCUAAAGUUAAAAAAAAUUCAGAAAAUAGGUCUUCAUCUCUCAAUAUUCAAAAAAAGAAAGACUUUACAUUUAAAAGAGGUACAAAGGAAAUAUCAAAUUCAAACAAUACAAAUAAAAUGUCUUAGAAUACAGAAACAAACAGUAACGAAGAAUCUUUAUCAGAUAUUUCUGAAAUGUCAUUCCUUGUUUAAGAAGAUUAAGAGUAGGAAAGAAAUGUAAAACCUUAGCUAAACAGAAAGAGUACUAUGCUAAACAAUAUGUUCAAUGAGUUAGAGAUUUAAGUGUUAAAAAAUAAAAAGUUAAAUUUUGAAAAUAAGUAAAAAAAUGUUCAAGGGCAAGGGCACAGAAAAUCUACCAAGAAUGUAAAAUAGGUGACAGAAAAGUAUGAAUCGUUAUUAAGUUAAGAGACUAAUAAUAUAGAGUAGUAACUCUAAAGUAAAAUUAAUAAAUAGAUAGACUAGAAAGCAGAAGAUUUUAGGUUGUUACUAGAUACUAAGUAUUUGAAACCUAGAGUUAUCUAUGCAGAAACAAACGAUUACACCCCUGAGAUACUUCCUACUAAGUUAUAAAAGCAGACAGAGUUAUUUUUAAAAUCUCAAGAUGAAAAAAUGAAAGGAAUGAGAUUUAGGUUAAAAUAAUAGUCAAGCUUGGUUUUCAAGAAAGAAAAGGCAUAAAAAAAAUUGCAAUUCAAACUACCAUUCUCUAAAUCUAAAAGAGUAGAAGUUUUGUAGGAGGAUCUCAUAUUAGAUGCAAUGCUGGCAGGAAAAUUUACAACAGAUAAUUAAUCAAUUAAAUAUUCAAAGCAAGCAGAUUAGAAGAAUGAUCUACAAAGCUACGAUAGUCCUAAUCCCUUUAGACAAACUAAAAUGAGUGGAUUUAUGCAGAAGACAACACUUAACAAAGCAUUUUCUUCAAAAGAGGAAGAAAAAAACAGCGUCGCUUUGUAUAGUUAACCAAAACAACUUAUGCCAUUUAGUCCUAAUAUAAAUGCUAAAUAAAUAUUUUUAAAACAGUAAUUUAACUUCGAAUCUAAUAUUUAGUCAUAAGUGGAUGAUAAAAAAGCUUAGAGUAUAGUCAGCAAAUAAGAUAAUAAUUACUAGAAAGACCUUAACAAUUCUAUAAAUUAAGAUUUAGAUGCCUUAAAUAGUCCUUCAAACCAAGCAAAAAGUGUUAAAGACUAUUCUGAAAUUAAAGAUUCACCAAGAAAAGAUGGCAAAAAAGAAAUUUUCAUUAAUGGAGGAGAAGACAAGAAUGAUAAAUCAGUAAGAAGUAGUAAAAAUGUUUCCAUAGUUUAAUCAAAUGAAUAGGAUUAACAAAAUUUUACUUCAAGAAUGUAAAGUCUGAGAAAUAGAAAUGAUAGCAACUAAUCUAAUUAAGACCAACUUAACUCUUCAUUACGCUCAAAAAUUAUUGCCAAGCCAACUGAUAAGAAAUUGAAUACAAGUGGAGCUAUUUUUUAGCAAAAGAAAGGAAAAAAUUAAAAAGGUGAUGAAGUGGAAAACUAAUGGGAUAUCUAAAAGGCAAUCCAAAAAAUAUUUACAGAUUAAACAGAACUAGAAAAGGAUGAGCAACAAUAACAGCAAGAUGAUUAAGAUUAAAAGCAGACCAAUUUGAAAGGUUAAAAAACUUAAGUCUAAUCAACCAAGGCAUAGCAAUAGAAAAAUACUUAUGAUGUUAUGAUGUAUUAAUUAGAGUAAAAAAUUAUCAAAAAAGCAGAGAGGUAAUUAGAUAUCUUAAAUAAAUCUCCGUCAAUUCAAGCACCUCAAGCUGAUAACAAAAGUGUGAAAUCAGUAGAUACUGUUUUAACAACAUAGAAUUCAAUGAAUGAUGAAAAUGAUGCUAACUCAACACAAAAAAAUAUUUUCUAAAACCAACAGGUCGAAGCUUUUGACUUUGAAUAGUUUUAAUAAGAAUCUGCUGAAUACAAAUAUUUAUAACAAAGAAAGAAAGAUAUUUAAAAUUUUGAAAAAAAAGGAAUAUGUGAAUUGAAAGUAUAAACAUCUGCAGAUGAUGUAUUAUCUAUAAGUCUCAAAUAUAAAUAAUAAGAUGCUCUCAGCAAGGUCUUGGAUACAAUUAAUUGUAGAUAAGAUAUCAUAGAAUAAAAUGAAGGAGGAAUUAUAGGAAUAAUUUAAGCUAUCAGAAGAAGGGUAAAAGGUUUCGUCAUGCACCCUGUUUUUGAAAAUUUGAUAAUGCUUUGUGUUUUACUUAACACUGUUGUCCUUUGUAUGGAUGGAAUUAUACCAACUUCAAGCGCUUAUAUUUUAGAUACUUUUAACCUUAUUUUUACAAUUCUUUUCGCGAUUGAUAUGGGUCUAAAAAUAAUUGGUAUGGGUUUAGUUAUGUAUGCUUCUGAUAAAAUGAAUAUUUUUGAUGCAGUUAUAGUAAGCUUGUCUAUUUUUGAAUUGAUUUUCUUGAAUGGUACAAGCUCUGUGAGCGCUCUUCGUUCUAUUAGAAUUUUAAGAGUCUUCAGAGUACUGAGAGUAACAAGAUUACUUAGAUCCUUGUAAUUCAUGAAGAUUUUAGUCACUGCCAUUUCUUCUACUUUAGAAUAAUUUAUAUAUAUUUUGUUAUUAUUAUUUUUAAUUAUGUUUAUUUACGCUCUUUUGGGAAUGAGCUUGUUUGGAGGUAAUUGGCCAGUUUAUAAUUCAAAUAUCCCUUCUAGAUUAAACUACGAUUAAUUUAUUAAUGCUGCUUUUGCUGUCUUGGAUCUGCUCACAUUAGAAAAUUGGAAUGAUUAGCUUACAAACUGUCUAAUUUCAAAUGUUAGUAAUUAUGUAUGCACAGCUUACUUAAUUUCAAUGAUUUUCAUAGGAAAUUACAUACUCUUAGGCUUAGUUCUAGCUAUUAUGCUAGAUUCUUUCAAUUCUGCUGAAGUUUAAAACGACAGACAGGAAAUAGAAAACAGGUUUGAGAUUGUUUAGGAUUUAACUUUUGGACAUACAAGCAUGGGUACAACUUUCAUGAAUAAUUUAUCACAAAGUAUGGGGAAUUAAUCAUCUAACAAUAUGAGCAGAAUUUCAGGUGGUAUUUAACAGAGUGGUGGUUUACAGAGAUCUGCCACACUUUCAAGACAAGUAAUCAAUAAAUUAAGCUAAUCCAAUGACUCAGGCCAACUCGACAAAUCUAAAUCUAUUAUAGGAGGGGAUGAUCAUAGUAGUAGUGAUAGAGUAACUUCUAUAAAUUCAGAAUCAAAAUUAAAGCAGGAUAAUAAAAAAAAUAAGAAUAAAUUUAUAUGGUUCGAAGGUGUUGAGUGUGAGAAGUCCUUGUUUUUAUUUUCAAAAGAGGGAAAUUUUAGAAAAUCUAUUUAUUACAUUUAUAAGCACGCCAUGUUCGAAAAAAUAGUUUUAUUAAUAAUUAUUUUAACAUCAUUUAAACUUACUUUCGAUACUUAUAUUGGUACAGCAGAUGUUACAGCCACAUAAUUUAGUAAUGAUGCCGAUUUAUUUUUUACAAUAUUUUUCUUGUGUGAAUGCCUAAUUAAAGUUAUUGCUCUUGGAUUCAUAUUAGACGAAGGUUCUUAUUUGAGAGAUAACUGGUGUUAAUUAGAUUUCUUUAUAGUUGUUAGUAGUUUAGUAGAUCUUAGCUUAUCAUCAGUAAACUUAAAUGCAAUUAAAAUACUUAGACUUUUAAGAACUCUUCGUCCAUUAAGACUUUUAUCUCAAAAUAAAUCAAUGAAGCUAAUAGUAACUGCGCUCAUGGAAUCUAUCGGCGGUAUCGCUAAUAUGAUUAUAGUUGUGCUUCUAAUUUGGCUUAUGUUUGCUAUCCUUGGUUUAAAUUUGAUGUAGGGAAAGCUCUUUUAUUGUAAUACUACUGGAGCCGCUCUAUCUGGGUCAUACAAUGUCUACAAUUACCCAAAGAAAUAGUGUGAGCAACUACCAGGGGCAUUUUGGGAUAGAUAUCCAAACAACAGCGACAACAUAGGAUUCAGCAUGGUUAUGCUUUUUGUACUCUCAACAUUUGAAGGAUGGCCUAACUAUGUUUGGUAUUAUUUAGAUGGAAGUGAUACUGGUCCAGUAUGGAAUAAUAGUAGAUAUUUUGGAGUAUUCUUUACUGUUUUUAUAUUUGUUGGAAGCUUCUUUUCUAUCAACUUAUUUACAGCCAUUAUAUCCUUUAAUUUUGAUAUUGCCACUAAAAAAGCUAAAAAUGCAUUUUUGACAGAUGACUAGUCUUAGUGGAUAGAACUUUAAAGACUUAUAGUCAAAUCUACACCUGAUUAUGCUUCCAUGAAACCUCCUGAUAACAAUUUUAGAAAGAUAUUAUGGAGAAUAUCUGAAUCACCUAAACUUGAUAUAUUUAUCAUAUUCUGUAUUAUUGGAAAUGUUGUGGUGAUGGCUAUGGCUUAUGAUACAUCUAGUUCUAAUUAUGAUUUUAUAUUGCAAUCAGUUAAUCUGGGUUUUACUGGUGUUUUUAUAGCAGAAUGUAUCAUAAAAAUAAUUGCUUAUGGCAUUUAGGGUUAUUUUUAUAAAGGUUGGAAUUAAUUUGACUUCUUUGUAGUUUGCGCUUCUGUUGUAGACAUUAUUAUGAGUUAUUCUGGAAAAUCUUUUUUCUCAUUUUUGAAAGCUGGUCCUUAAAUUGCGAGAGUGCUAAGAGUGCUGAGAGUUUCUAGACUUUUAAAGUUGAUUAAAUCCUUUUAAGGGUUGUAGAAGUUGAUUUAAACAACAGUAUUUGCCUUCCCUAAAUUCUUGAAUGCAACAUUACUAUUUGUUCUCUUUUAUUUUAUUUUUUCUAUACUUGCUUGGUUUUUGUUUUCAGAUUUGCAAUCGGGAUGGAGACUCAGUACUUUUUGGAAUUUUACAAAUUUUCACAGGGCAAUUAUUCUUUUAGUUAGAAUGAGUACUGGAGAGGAUUGGUAUCUUGUUAUGUAUGAUACAUUUAAUGCUAAAGGAGUAAUUGGAUUGAUAUUUUUUGUAUCUUUCUACACCGUUUAAUCAUAUAUUCUCAUGAACUUGUUUGUCUUGAUUAUCAUGAAUGAGUUUGAAGAAAACUAUAUCAAUCCUGAUAAUCCUCUUUCUAACUUUAAUGAAUAAGAAGAGUAAUUUAAAAAGAGAUGGGUUUAGAUGACUUAAAAGGACAGCGGUAUAAAAAUACAUGAAAAAUAUUUAACUGAAUUUUACUUUGAGCUCCCUGCUCCAUUAGGAUUUGAUUUUCUACGUAAAUCUGAAGACUUUGUUGAUUAAAUCAAAUCUAGGGAUAAUAGUAUCACCCAUGAAGAAAUAUAAAGCAGACUUGAUAGAUUCAGGAUUAGGCAAAGAUAAGAAGCUGAUAAAAAUAUUAUGAAAAUGAAUGUUUUUUGUGACUAUGAAGGAUAUAUAUAUUUCAAUGAUCUUUUUUACUAACUAUUCAAAUUUUCUUUGUACAGCUCAGUUUAUGAGCUAGAUGUAAACAGCUAAGAGGAUCCUAAGGCUCUUUAGAGGCAUAAUACUGCUCUAGAAAUAUUGAAAAAAGAAGAGAAAGUUACAUGGAAAAAAAUAGGCAUAAUUAAGAAGAAGCAAUCAAGUUUAUUGAAGGCAAAGAUUGUUCUAUAACGCCAAUAAGGUGUUAAUCCUAUGGUAAGAAGAUUGUUUGUUGGAAUGGCAUUUAAGAGUUGGCUCUAAUAUAGUAUCAGAACCUAAGAUAAUUUAAAUCAAAUUAACUUCAAUAAAGAUGAUAUAUCUAGCCAAACAGACUCUGAAAAUAGCUAGGAUGAAAAUAAUGAAUAAAUAGAUAAUUUUUAUUUAGAUGAAUCAUUUGAAGAUGGAAUUUAGUUUAAAAAAUAGAAACCAGGUAUUAUUAAAAGAGAACAUACAAUUACUUUUAGACCUGGUGGCCUUAAAAAAUAUAGAGAUGAGCAUGAAAAGUAAUAGUAGAUUAAAUAAAACAAAAAAUAUCACCGCUUGCCAAAUGUAGAUGUUUACUAAUAAGACUGCUAUGAUGAAAAAAAUGCUAAAUACUUUGAAGUAGACGAAGAUGAUGUUUAUGUUGAAACUAAGCAUUACAUUUAAGAAGAAACAGGCAGAAAGAGUAUCCUUUAGAGACCUUCAAUUCUUUUUGCUAAUCCUCUUUAACCUAGAAAGAGUGUAUUACAUACAUUAGUAUCAGAAAAAGAUAAUUCUGAUGUUAGAAAAUCAAUAAAUUAAAAGUAUUAAAAUAUUAUGAAAGAAAAUGCAAUAUUAGAAAGUGAUAAUGAACAAAAGUGA
Molecule: messenger RNA, 8847 nt
Organism: Tetrahymena thermophila SB210
Lineage: Eukaryota; Ciliophora; Oligohymenophorea; Hymenostomatida; Tetrahymenidae
Product: cation channel family transporter
Exons: 16
Biological process (GO): calcium ion import across plasma membrane
Cellular component (GO): membrane; voltage-gated calcium channel complex
Molecular function (GO): high voltage-gated calcium channel activity
Source: RefSeq, a predicted model, not a curated record